AUGUUCACAGUUGACACCAGUUUUGACAUGCUGCUGCGAUACUCUUGGAAAAAACGUCAUGGACUGGAGUACCUUGUGAUUGACGAUUUUCGCCAAAGAAUGCACGUGGAGAAGAUGAAAGUGAAUUUCUCUAAUCUCUUCAACGAUCCAGCCCAAUUGCUUCCCCACAUCACCUACCGUUUCACGCUCCUCUCGGGCAAGCUCCUGGGCUCCGGCGACACCAUCCUCCCGGCGAUCACUGCAACAUUUGAAGCAGAUGUUAUUACCCGCGAAGGAUCUGCUGUAAUGCUGGCGACUGAUUGA
This is a messenger RNA of Gryllus bimaculatus (two-spotted cricket), 303 nucleotides long. Lineage: Eukaryota; Metazoa; Arthropoda; Insecta; Orthoptera; Gryllidae. The record is from the annotation of a GenBank genome assembly.